Molecule: messenger RNA, 2006 nt
Organism: Mercurialis annua (annual mercury)
Lineage: Eukaryota; Viridiplantae; Streptophyta; Magnoliopsida; Malpighiales; Euphorbiaceae
Product: aspartic proteinase 36-like
Exons: 10
Coding region: 218-1723 (501 amino acids)
Biological process (GO): proteolysis
Molecular function (GO): aspartic-type endopeptidase activity
Source: RefSeq, a predicted model, not a curated record
UCUAUCUGUCUUUAACUCUCUCUCUCUCUCUCUCUCUCUACAAUCAAAAAUGUUGUCUCAAUCUUUUAAUUCUUUGAAAAAUAUAAUUCUAAUUCUUUAAUUCUUCAAACCAAUACCAUUCUUUAUUCAUUCCAUUUCUUCUUUCUUAAUUCUUCAUUUCUUCAACACAACAAAAACAACAACAUUUUACAAACAAACCAACAUUAUUGUUAUUAUUAUGGCUCCGGCUCUUUUUCCGGCCGGAAUUGUGAUAUUGGCGACGGUGGCGACGGUUGUGGUUUUUGGUUAUUCUUUUCCGACCACAACUACGCUUACUUUAGAAAGAGGAAUUCCGGCGAGUCAUAAGCUAGAGUUAAGUGAGCUUAUAGAGAGAGAUAGUUUUAGACACAGAAGAAUAUUGCAGCAGUCUUCUGGAGUUGUUGAUUUUCCUGUUCAAGGCACUUUUAAUCCUUUUCUUGUUGGGCUUUAUUUUACAAGAGUACAAUUGGGUUCUCCUCCAAGAGAUUUUUAUGUACAAAUAGACACCGGAAGUGAUGUUCUUUGGGUUAGUUGCAGCUCCUGUAAUGGUUGCCCUGUUACUAGUGGACUCCAAAUUCCACUCACUUUUUUUGAUCCCGGGAGCUCAUCAACAUCUUCAUUGAUCUCUUGUUCAGACCAACGUUGUGCUGCUGGAAUUCAAUCAUCGGAUUCUCUCUGCUCUUCACGAAAUAAUCAGUGUUCUUAUACAUUUCAAUAUGGGGAUGGAAGCGGCACAUCAGGCUAUUAUGUAGCAGAUUUGAUUCAUCUCGAUACAGUUCUUAGUGGGUCACAGACUAAUAAUUCUACUGCUCCCGUUGUCUUUGGGUGUAGCACAAUACAAACUGGGGACUUGACAAAAUCCGAUAGAGCAGUUGAUGGGAUAUUUGGAUUUGGCCAACAAGAAAUGUCUGUCAUUUCCCAGUUGGCUUCACAUGGAGUAACACCAAAGGUUUUCUCCCAUUGUUUGAGAGGAGAUGAUUCUGGUGGCGGCGUGCUGGUUCUUGGAGAAAUUGUGGAGCCAAAUAUUGUUUAUACUCCGCUUGUCCCAUCACAGCCUCAUUAUAAUUUAAACCUGCAAAGCAUUUCUGUCGGUGGCCAAAUGUUGGCGAUUAAUCCAUCAGUUUUUGGAACCUCAGCCACUCAGGGAACCAUAGUCGAUUCUGGAACAACCUUGGCGUACCUUGCAGCAGGAGCUUACGAUCCAUUUGUCAGCGCUAUAACAAGUAUUGUUUCACCAAAUGCACGUACAUAUCUUUCAAAAGGAAAUCAGUGUUACCUUGUCACAUCCAGCGUUACUGACGUAUUUCCUCUAGUAAGUUUAAACUUUGCUGGUGGUGCGUCGAUGAUUUUAAAUCCUCAGGACUACCUCCUGCAGCAAAAUUCCGUCGGUGGAGCUACAGUGUGGUGCAUCGGCUUCCAAAAAACUCCAGGUCAACAGAUAACCAUCUUAGGAGAUCUUGUUCUAAAAGACAAAAUCGUUGUUUAUGAUAUUGCUAAUCAACGGAUUGGAUGGGCUAGUUAUGACUGUUCGCUGUCGGUAAAUGUUUCUACAACUACAAAUACUGGCAAAAGUGAGUUUGUCAAUACCGGGGAGUUCAGUGAUAACAAUUCACCAAGAGAGGUGCCACGCAAGCUGAUACCGAUAACUAUAAUAGUUCUCCUUCUGCAUAUAUUUACUGUUUCCCGGAGUUGCCUGUUUUUAUAGCAUAUCAUGAACUACUAUUCUUUUCUUUCGUUUAAAAUUUUUCGUGCCAGUUUAUUGAAAGAGCCAUACAUUCAUUACCUGUUCGGUCAGGACCGACCAGCUGCUAGGUGUGCAAUAGUUUAUGGGCCAUUGUGACUGAUCUUCGCAUUUUGCUUGGGAAUAUUUUUAUUUCCGUUAGCCAUGUAUACUUGGAGUUACUUGCUUUAGGAGUCAAAUCUAUAGAUAUAGCAUUGUAAAUUAUAUUGCAUACAGGAUUAUUAAUGUAGUAACACAGCUUAAUUCA